This is a messenger RNA of Aspergillus vadensis CBS 113365, 920 nucleotides long. It is a transcript of the gene med8, whose product is annotated as RNA polymerase II mediator complex subunit MED8. Bases 82 to 888 code for a protein of 268 amino acids. Lineage: Eukaryota; Fungi; Ascomycota; Eurotiomycetes; Eurotiales; Aspergillaceae. Gene Ontology annotation, cellular component: mediator complex; core mediator complex. Gene Ontology annotation, biological process: regulation of transcription by RNA polymerase II. Gene Ontology annotation, molecular function: transcription coregulator activity; RNA polymerase II cis-regulatory region sequence-specific DNA binding. The transcript is spliced from 2 exons. The record is from RefSeq and is a predicted model, not a curated record.
CUUCCAUCUCCAAUCAAUUUAACCCUCAAUAUCACCACCACACCUCACCAAUCGACCUCUUCCCUUCUCACACACGAAAAAAUGACCUCUCUCAAUCCAGACCAAAUCAAAACCCUCGAACAAUCCCGCCAACGACUCAUCCAACUCACCCAUUCCCUUGCCUCCCUCAUAACCAGUCUCAAUCAAAGCGAUCCUCUCCCCUCAUGGACAUCCCUGCAAUCCCAAGCAACCAUCAUUUCCAACAACCUCCUCACCAUCUCCGACCAUCUCUCCGAUAAUCGCGACCUCCUAUCCAACAUCGUCGCCUACCCCGACGCAUCCUACCCAUCGCGCGUCCCCGCAAACAAUGUCGCUCUGGAGCAAGUUCUGCGCACGAAACUAGACCCCCGCGUUGAGGACUGGGUAGCGCGUGGCCGUCGCGCCGGGGCGCCGACUACUUCUUCUGAUACUGGGGCUGGAGCUCUGGGACAAUACCAGACCAACAGUGGACAGGGGUUGCUGAGUGAUGAUGCGAUUGCUGAAUUGUGGGAUUGGGCGCCUGUCGCGGCGAAUGAGGAGGCCAGGAAGAGGAAUUGGGGUGGGAACUAUACGUUGGAGGAGCGGGAGAUGGGGAUUGAGAAGGUGGUUACGGGGUUGAGCAGAGUGUUGGAGGAUGACGAUGAGGAUGAGAGUGAUAGUGAAGAGGGUGAGGGCGAGGCGGAUGAGAUGGAGGUCGUUGGGGUGAGGAGGAGGUCUGGGGCUGGAACUGGGUUGGAGUUUGAUAUUGCUGCUGCGAAUACUGGGUCUGGGGCUAAUGCUGGUGCGGGGGCUAAGGUGGUUGCGCCGGUGGUGCCAUUGGAUGAGAUUUUGAGGUUUAUGACUACGGGGGCUGUGCCGGGACAGCGGUGAUGUCUAAUACGUUGCAAUGCUCGUAGCAGGGG